Messenger RNA from Ostreococcus lucimarinus CCE9901, 1187 nucleotides. RefSeq lists its product with no specific name. Gene Ontology annotation, molecular function: ribosome binding; Hsp70 protein binding. Gene Ontology annotation, biological process: 'de novo' cotranslational protein folding; regulation of translational fidelity. Bases 1 to 1137 code for a protein of 378 amino acids. The transcript has a single exon. Gene Ontology annotation, cellular component: cytosol. The record is from RefSeq and is a predicted model, not a curated record. Lineage: Eukaryota; Viridiplantae; Chlorophyta; Mamiellophyceae; Mamiellales; Bathycoccaceae.
AUGGAUUGGGCGCGCGCGCGCGCGAAGGCGCCGGAAGGGACGGUGGUCGAGCCGUUUGAGAUGAGGCGAAGCAUGGCGUUGUCGCUCGCCGCGGCGCGCAUGCGAGAUGUGGCGCGCGCGGAGGCCUCGGAGGAGCUGAUGAAGAAACACAAGGGCGCGACGUCGACGCGAGACAUAUGCGUCGAGUUCACGACGCUGUCGAGAGACGUGUACGCGGUCUAUCAUCCGGUGUGGUACGUGUCCUUCGAGCACGGGUACGUCGUCGACGAAAACGCAAACAAGAUUAUUCAACAGCCGCGCGAAGCCGUCGUGUGCGGCGUCACGGGCCUCGUCGUGAGCGAUGAUUUGAUUUGUGACCACAAGGCGCGCGCCCUCGCGUUCAGCGCGGUCGCGAUUCCCGCCAGUAUCGCCGCGUACGUGUGGCCCGAGAGCGCGUAUUUUUUUCUCGGCCAAGGCGCGUUGGCGUCCGCCGUCGCGGCGGCGGGCGCGGCGGUGCUCGCGCGUCAGGUGCCGAAGAUGCGUCAAGAUAAAAUUGACGCCGUGCGCGUGCACGACGAGGAACGCGCGUUUGCGCGUGCGAUGCGAUCAGUAGGGAACAGCGAGUGGAUGGACGAGAGCGUCCAGCGACGACGCGACGACGCCGAAUGGCGACGAUGGCGAGAGACGGACAAGAUGCGCUGGGAUCCGGAUAAACGUCGCGCGUGGGCGUACAGCAUUCUAGAGACACAAAUAUUCCGAUUCCGCGAGCGUCAAGAGAUGCGACACGAGAUGGAAGAGCGCGCGCACCUCGCGGACGAAGCCGCGAGACGCGAGGCGGAGAUGGAGCGCAAGUACGGCGCCAACUGGAAGCGUUCGCGCGGCGACGACGCGCACGGCGCCCCCAGCGGACGCCAUCCCGGUUUCUCUCGCGACAUCCACGGCUUCUACAAGACCCUUCGCCUCGACGCCAAGCUCGGGCACGCGACGGAGGAAGAAAUUAAAGCCGCGUUUCGGCUCGUCGCGCUCGAGACGCAUCCCGACAAGGUCGCCGGCGACGCCUCGGCCAAGAAGCGCGCCGCCGAGCGGUUUCAACUCGCUCAAAAAGCGUACGCCGUCCUCGGCAACAAGUUCGAGCGCACUGCGUACGACCGUAAGUAGACACAUAGCUCUUUAGGCUCUUUAGCGUUGUAGACGGGCGGACGGCGCCU